AUGUCAGUUGGGAACCUGCCGAGCAUUCAUUUGGUGCCACCAAGCAAGGGCGGCGGUUUGCGACACCUGGGGAUCUGCGGUGAUGGCCGUGGCUCGCCAGGUUCCACUGUGGCGCCCACGGCCGAUGACUCGCCGCUCUCACCAGGCUUUGGAAGUCAAAGCCCAACGCCAAGAUCCAGAAGGCCCUCAGUGGACCUCCGGGAACUGGAGCCCAAGGAGAGCCCAGGCGAUGUGUCCUCGGUCAGCACGGACUUCGAGGACCAAACUUUGCACGAUGCUCUUCAGGAGUCGCUGGAUUCCAUGACGGGUGCCUGCAGUCGCCUGCGUGGGGAUGAUAUGGUCAGUGUGAUCGAAGAGGGCGAAAUGACUGUCCUUGCCUUUGCGCCACCGGCACGAUUCGAAGAACAGGAAAUUGUCAAGUCCUUCCGGAGGAGCGAGCUGCUGGCGGCCGAGAUUUUAACCAUGGGCGAGCCCGAGCAGGUGAAUAGCCGGCCGGAGCUCUACAGUGACAGGCUUUGCGAAGUCCAGCAGCAACUCAUCGACAAGGACAUGGAAAUCCACUCGCUGCGGCGCCAGCUGCACGACGCACGUCACGCCGCCGCCGCGUCGCAGGCCAAGCUCUGUCGCGUGCAAGCCACGCUGAAAGUCCGCGAUGAGAUGAUCAAGGCCAAGAACCAGGACAUUUCGGAGAUGCACCUGGAGCUGCACAGCGCGGCACGGGAGGUGGCGAUGGCGCGGCGGCACCACGAGAGGCCGCAGAGCGACAACCUGGCGGAACUGGAUUUCUUACGACGGCAGUGCAAGUUGCUGGAGGAGAUGAACCAACAGCUCCGACGUGACCAAUGGCAAGCUGCGUCAGCGUCGUCAGCGUCGUCUGGUCCAGAUCCCAUUGAGGAGAUGCCCUCCGAGCCCAUAGCCAGCAGGGCACCAGAGAAGGCGGAGAAGGAGCCCGAGGUCAACAGUGGUCCGUUGCCAAGCAUCAGCCGCGCUGCGGCGAAAGCCACCAUGGCGACCAGGCCUUGA
This is a messenger RNA of Cladocopium goreaui, 1023 nucleotides long. The record is from the annotation of a GenBank genome assembly. Lineage: Eukaryota; Dinophyceae; Suessiales; Symbiodiniaceae.